Messenger RNA from Anguilla anguilla (European eel), 1053 nucleotides. RefSeq names its product splicing factor 3b, subunit 5 (gene sf3b5). The coding region runs from base 10 to 270 and encodes 86 amino acids. Gene Ontology annotation, biological process: mRNA splicing, via spliceosome. Gene Ontology annotation, cellular component: precatalytic spliceosome; U2 snRNP. Lineage: Eukaryota; Metazoa; Chordata; Actinopteri; Anguilliformes; Anguillidae. The transcript has a single exon. The record is from RefSeq and is a predicted model, not a curated record.
CAGUCCAAUAUGACAGACCGCUACAACAUUCACAGCCAGCUGGAGCAUCUGCAGUCGAAGUACAUCGGGACUGGCCACGCCGACACCAGCAAGUGGGAAUGGUUGGUGAACCAACACCGGGACUCGUACUGUUCAUACAUGGGCCAUUUCGAUUUGCUGAACUACUUCUCCAUAGCCGAAAACGAAAGCAAAGCCCGUGUACGCUUUAACCUCAUGGAGAAGAUGCUUCAGCCCUGUGGCCCUCCAGCAGACAAGCCAGAUGAUGCAUAAUCUGAACUGUAGGAUUGGAGAGAGUAUUUUGUGAUUUAGUCAGUGCUAGUGGCCUUCCAAGGAUGGACACACAGGCCACUUUUUUCUUUUUUUUUUUUUUUACUUUAAUAAAUUCUCAGAGCCAUUCAUAGAACACACUAAUCAAAAUAUCACCAAUUCAAUUUUGAGUAUGGAAAAAAACAAUUUUUGGAAAUUGAACCUUUGUACAGUGGUGAUUUUCUGUGACCUUUUGAAUUUUAGCAUCAUGGUGUUUUGAAGUUGGCUCCUGAAAGUGAAUGGAAGCGUUAAUAUAAUAAAAAUGCUGUGUUGAGCAUAGACAAAGUAUUUGUGAUACAAUUUACUGUGACCAAAUAAGGGCUUUCGAUGUGGGGAGACACGUGGCUGUGAAUGAACUCUGCCUAGUUUAAUUUUCCUGUUGAAACAUUACACUGAUGCCUUUAUGGGAGAAAUGAACAUACUUUCAUCUAAGGUCCAGCUGCACUGAAUAUUUAAACAUGAGAGGUUUGGGGCAAUGGCAUUUAACAUUGCAGUCUUGUGAUCUUAGCCAAAAUCUUUUUUAGUAUGUACAUUUAACCACACACUCCCUGUACAGGAGUUUUAUCAAAUUUCUCAUAUUGUAUAACUUGAAUGAUUUUGUCGCUCAUUUUUAACGAAUGUCAUGUUUUCAGUCAUGUUUGUGCACGUCUUAUCACGUCAGGAUUAUACAGUUCCAAGUACUGUGAUUAUUUCCUGCAAACUCUUGUAUCGAACAUUCCCCUCACUAGUUUUCCAGUGCAUGCUGUA